UGUGACCUCGGCUCGAGCUGCGGAGGGAGGGGCCUGAGGGGGCUCAACAUGGCGCCCGGCGAGUGACUCGUCCCGGAUCCCGCCGGCAGUUGCUGAGCCCCGGGGGGCGCCCCCGCCCCCUCCCCCGCCGGGGGCCGGCCCGCUCCCCGGGUCACCAUGUCCGACUCGGAGGAGGAGUGUCAGGACCGGCAGCUGAAGAUCGUCCUGCUGGGCGACGGCACCUCCGGAAAGACCUCCUUAGCUACGCGGUUUGCUCAGGAAGCUUUUGGGAAACAGUACAAACAAACUGUAGGACUGGACUUCUUUUUGAAAAGGAUAACAUUGCCAGGAAACCUUAAUGUUACCCUACAAGUUUGGGAUAUAGGAGGGCAAACAAUAGGCGGCAAGAUGUUGGAUAAAUAUAUCUAUGGAGCACAGGGAAUUCUCCUGGUGUAUGACAUUACCAACUACCAGAGCUUUGAGAAUUUGGAAGACUGGCACAGUAUGGUGAAGAAGGUGAACGAGGAGUCCGAGACGCAGCCUCUGGUGGCCUUGGUGGGCAACAAAAUUGAUUUGGAGCACAUGAGAACAGUGAAAUCUGAUAAACACCUACGGUUUUGCCAGGAAAAUGGCCUCAGUAGCCAUUUUGUGUCAGCAAAGACAGGGGACUCGGUUUUCCUGUGUUUUCAGAGAGUUGCUGCUGAAAUCCUUGGAAUCAAAUUAAACAGGGCAGAAAUUGAACAGUCCCAGAGGGUGGUGAAGGCAGAUAUUGUAAACUACAAUCAGGAGCCUGUGUCAAAAACUAUUAACCCUCCUAGAAGCUCGAUGUGUACAGUUCAGUGAACACGUUUUUCUUUCUAAUGAUCAGUUUGGCAGGCCGCACACCUCUUACGCGGAUGGGCUCGAGGACUGCUAAGAACUUCUGUUUUAACAGUGGCCAUCUCUAUAGCACAAAAAGAAAAACACAACAAAGCAGAUCACCACACCGUUUGUGUUGCAAAGCGGUCAAGAAUUGUCAAGAAUCAGCCUCUGGACCACACAUUUUGAUCCCCCCAAUUGAGAGGCUGUUCUUUGGAAUCAGACUGCUUCUUUGGAGAUAGUGAUGUUUCUAUUCUUUAAGGAUGUCUACAUGUCUUUAAAUGUUAACAUAAAUUGGACUGUCUAUAUUUGAAAGCCACCCAAGUCCAAACAAGGUAUUUUACCACAACACUGUCUGAUUCUGUGCUCUAAAGUCAAAUGUAACAGUGAAAUUCAGAUGCUGUUGUCAGAGAAAAACAUGAAAUGAAUAAUAUAUUUUAUCUAGAAAUAAUUUAGAAGGAAUUCCUUUGGUAUAUAUAGAGUGAUCAAAACUGUACAAAGCUGUAUCUAAUUGAAAAUGCUUAAAAUAAAGCUCUAAUGAUAUUUUUUCAUUUAAAAAAGGUCUUAAAUUGUUCAUAUUGUAGUUGGACACUCACUGAGAGUGAGUAUUUGAUAUUGUAUUUUUCUUACUGUAUCAUGGUCAUUAUGUAUUGGUUAGAUUGCUUUAUGAAUUUUGAUCAACAUUAACCAGCUAUAAUAUGAAGUGUUUUUUUUUUUUCCCCCCAUAAACUGUUUGCUUAGUUAUGUGCUUAAGAUGAGUUGUGAUGUAUUGCUGGAUCAAUGUGGAUCAGACUAUACCUGAUGUUCAAAUAUUCUUUUUCUCCCUCAAAUAAAUUUAUUUAAAUCA
This is a messenger RNA of Antechinus flavipes (yellow-footed antechinus), 1684 nucleotides long. It is a transcript of the gene RAB28, whose product is annotated as RAB28, member RAS oncogene family. Gene Ontology annotation, molecular function: GTP binding; GTPase activity. Gene Ontology annotation, cellular component: endosome; Golgi apparatus. The record is from RefSeq and is a predicted model, not a curated record. The transcript is spliced from 7 exons. Lineage: Eukaryota; Metazoa; Chordata; Mammalia; Dasyuromorphia; Dasyuridae. The coding region runs from base 157 to 822 and encodes 221 amino acids.